Podarcis raffonei (Aeolian wall lizard) is the source of this 2265-nucleotide messenger RNA. It is a transcript of the gene FEM1A, whose product is annotated as fem-1 homolog A. The record is from RefSeq and is a predicted model, not a curated record. Gene Ontology annotation, molecular function: protein binding. Lineage: Eukaryota; Metazoa; Chordata; Lepidosauria; Squamata; Lacertidae. The transcript has a single exon. Bases 102 to 2063 code for a protein of 653 amino acids.
UGCCCUGAGCCCCCUCACCUAUUGGAAAAGGUGCUGUGGGGCUGCGCAAGCGGAGCCCCCUGCCAGCUCAUGGGGAGUGGGCCGCCCCCCUGGCCAGAGCCAUGGACCUCCGCUUGGCCGUCUACAACGCCGCCCGCGAAGGCAAGCUGAAGCUGCUGCAGAAGCUGCUGGGAACCCGGAGCCGAGAGGAGCUGGAGGAGCUGACGGCCGGCCCCGGCGGCGGAGAAGGGUCCGGGGGCACGCCGCUGCUGAUCGCCUCGCGCCACGGCCACCGCGAGGUGGUCGAGUACCUCCUGGACCACUGCGGCGCCCGGGUGGAGGCGGGCGGCUCGGUCAGCUUUGACGGCGAGACCAUCGAGGGAGCCCCUCCGCUUUGGGCCGCGUCGGCCGCCGGCCACCUGGACGUGGCUCGCAGCCUGCUGGAGCGGGGGGCCAACGUCAACCAGACCACGCUCACCAACUCGACGCCGCUGCGGGCGGCCUGCUUCGAUGGGCACCUGGAGAUCGUGCGCUACCUGGUGGGCGAGAGGGGGGCCGACCUGGAGGUGGCCAACCGCCACGGCCACACCUGCCUGAUGAUCUCGUGCUACAAGGGCCACACGGAGAUCGCCCGCUACCUCCUGCAAAGGGGGGCGGACGUCAACCGCCGCAGCGUCAAGGGGAACACGGCCCUGCACGACUGCGCCGAGUCCGGGAGCCUGGAGAUCCUGCGGCUGCUGCUGGCCUCCGGGGCGAGGAUGGAGAAGGAUGGGUACGGCAUGACCCCACUGCUGGCCGCCAGCGUGACUGGCCACACCAAUAUCGUUGAAUACUUUAUAGAGGGAGCGUUGGAGGAGGAGAAGGCUGCCAUAGGGGUGCACGACGGCAGCCAGGCCAAAGACCGUGAUGGGUGUUCUGCUGCCGCUGACGGCCGUCCCCAAGUUUACUGCACGCGGGAGGCAGCUGUGGAAGCACUGGAGCUCCUGGGAGCCACCUUUGUGGACAAGAAGCGCGACCUGCUGGGGGCCUACAAGCACUGGCGGAGGGCGAUGGGCCUUCGCCACCAGGGCGGGCAGUACCUGGCCAAACCGGAGCCUCGCCAGUUGGUGCUGGCCUAUGACUACUCGCGGGAGGUGAGCACAGCGGAGGAGCUGGAGACCUUGGUGAUCGACCCGGACGAAAUGCGGAUGCAAGCCCUUUUGAUCCGCGAGCGCGUCCUCGGCCCCUCGCACCCAGACACCUCCUACUACAUCCGCUACCGGGGGGCCGUCUACGCCGACUCGGGGAACUUCGAGCGCUGCAUCAACUUGUGGAAGUAUGCGCUGGAGAUGCAGCAAGUCAACCUGGAGCCGCUGAGCCCCAUGACAGCCAGCAGCUUCCUCUCCUUCGCCGAGCUUUUCUCCUAUGUGCUGCAGGACCGCUCGAAGGGCACCCUGGCCACGCAGCUGGGCUUCCCCGACCUCAUGGGCGUGCUGAGCAAAGGGGUGCGCGAGGUCGAGCGGGCGCUUCUGCACCGCAAGGACCCGGUGGCGGACUGCGCCCAGUUCACCAAAGCCCUGGCCAUCAUUCUGCACCUGGUCUUCCUUCUGGAGAAGGUGGAGUGCGCCCCCGAACAGGAGCACCAGAAGCGGCAGACCAUCUACCGCCUCCUGAAGUGCAACCCGCGGGGCAAGAACGGCUUCACGCCGCUGCACAUGGCGGUCGACAAGGACACCACCUCCGUCGGCCGCUACCCAGUGGGGAAGUUCCCCUCCCUCCACGUGGUCAACCUCCUCCUGGAGUGCGGGGCCGACCCCGACGGCCGCGACUACGACAACAACACCCCUCUGCACGUGGCCGCGCGCAACAACUGCCCGCUCAUCAUGAGCGCCCUCAUAGAGGCCGGGGCGCACAUGGACGCCACCAACGCCUUCAAGCAGACGGCCUACGAGCUCCUGGACGAGAAGCUGCUCACCAAAGCCAUGAUGCAACCCUUCAACUACAUCACGUUGCAGUGCCUUGCCGCCCGCGCCCUCGACAAGCACAAGAUCCCCUACAAAGGAUUCAUCCCCGAAGAGCUGGAGGCCUUCAUCGAGCUCCACUGAGGAGGGGGUGUGCGGCAUCGCGAGCCCCCUCCCGCAGGGGCUGGGGCUGGGACUCGGCCCGCCUCCGCUCGGGUUUGGAUUUUAAAAUGCUUCCAUUUGCACACUGGGCCGGGUCGACCUCCCUUCUCUCUCUCUCCGGGACUUGAGCGAGAAAGGGAACCUGUGGAAAUUGAGAGCUGCUCUCGCCAGGCCACAUUGGUGU